This is a messenger RNA of Gossypium raimondii (Peruvian cotton), 2453 nucleotides long. Its product is annotated as serine/threonine-protein kinase STY8. NCBI's taxonomy places the organism in Eukaryota, Viridiplantae, Streptophyta, Magnoliopsida, Malvales, Malvaceae. Gene Ontology annotation, biological process: protein phosphorylation. The record is from RefSeq and is a predicted model, not a curated record. Gene Ontology annotation, molecular function: protein kinase activity; ATP binding. The transcript has 16 exons. The coding region runs from base 363 to 2039 and encodes 558 amino acids.
UCCUAUUCCCUUCAAUACUCUUUCUCCAAAAGUACGAAGCCUCUCCCAAAAGUCAAUGCCUCCUUUCUCAAGCCUGAACAUUCGCUUCCCCUGUUUUUACUUUCUCCCAACUCUAACCUAAAAUUCCGAAUUUAUCCUCCAGUUUCUCUCAAAACAACCAUCCUCUCCCUCCAUUCUUGUCCUCCCAGAUUCCAUUAUCGGUCAAAGAUCCCCUUUACUUUGAUCAGCAACAAAGAAACAACAAGUUUCACCUCAUGCGAUGCUCAAAUAGAAGGAAAGAAGAAAAAGAGAGGAGGAGGAAGAAGAAGAAGAAGAAGAAGAAGAAGAAGAAGAAGAAGAAGAAGCAAUAGGUUUCAUUGUUGAUGGAUUUAACUGAAGGAGUUGGAGAGAGUUCAUCGCCGCCGAGAAGCUUCGGUAACUUUAACAACUACGAUAUCAGAACUGACGUUUUCAAUCGCUUAGUUGAAAUCGGCUACGAAGAAGCUAUUUCGAACUCUGACUUUCGCGACAACUUGGAUGCUCACUUCAAUCGCUUGCCUGCUAGUUAUGCACUUGAUGUUAAUGUGGAGAGAGUGGAGGAUGUCUUGUUACAUCAGAAGCUACUUGAAGCUGCGAAAGAUCCGGAGAAGCGGCCGGUUUAUCAUAUCCGCUUCUUGGAGAACCUUUGCACCAGAGAAGAUAAUAAUGAUGAUCAGCAAGAUAUAAAUUCUUUGUCUGGACAAGGGCCUUUUGGUGAUGGAGAUGGUGAAAAGGUUGUACCAUCAUAUAAAAGAAGCAGGGAUCAUCCAGUUGACUUUGAAGCUUGCCCUAAGCUUGAGGACCUAAAUUUGGAUGUCAGAAAGAAUUCCAAGUGUGUAUAUGAUAGAUAUCUCACUCAGAACUUUUCAAAAAGGCAAGAGAUUGUACAACUUCCAAUUCAUGAAGUGAUAUUUUCUACCACUGACAGGCCGAAGCUGCUUAGCCAGCUUUCUGCAUUGCUUUCAGAUAUAGAGCUUAAUAUUCGUGAAGCACAUGUAUUCUCUACAACGGAUGGCUACUCUUUGGAUGUGUUUGUGGUGGAUGGAUGGCCUGUUGAGGAUACAGAUGGUUUAUAUAAAGCUAUGGAAGAAGCGGUUAGUAGAAGCAAGGGAUCAUUGUCUGGAUCUUUGAGUUCUCAUUCUGCUAUAGAUGAUGCAUCAGCUACACAAUCAAAAUCUCGAGAUUGGGAGAUAGAUAGAAGACUUCUGAAGAUAGGAGAAAGAAUUGCUUCUGGAUCUUGUGGAGAUCUGUAUCAUGGUGUCUACCUUGGACAAGAUGUCGCUGUUAAAUUUCUUAGGUCUGAGCAUUUGAAUGAUGCUAUGGAAGAUGAGUUUACUCAAGAGGUGGCGAUUCUACGAGAGGUCCAGCAUAAAAAUGUUGUUCGUUUUAUUGGUGCAUGUACAAGGUCCCCACAUUUGUGCAUAGUAACAGAAUAUAUGCCUGGGGGAAGCCUGUAUGACUAUUUGCAUAAGAAUCGUAAUGUCUUGACGCUCACUCAACUGCUGAAGUUUGCAAUUGAUGUCUGCAAAGGGAUGGAUUAUUUGCAUCAAAACCACAUAAUUCACCGGGACUUGAAGACAGCAAAUUUGUUAAUGGAUACGGACAACGUUAUUAAGGUGGCAGAUUUUGGUGUGGCUCGGUUCCUGAACAAAGGAGGAGUAAUGACAGCUGAGACUGGGACAUAUAGAUGGAUGGCACCUGAGGUUAUAAACCACCAACCAUAUGAUCAGAAAGCAGAUAUAUUCAGUUUUGCUAUUGUACUCUGGGAGCUAGUGACUGCCAAGGUUCCAUAUGAUACCAUGACUCCAUUGCAAGCUGCCUUGGGAGUGAGACAGGGAUUGCGUCCAGAUCUUCCCGAGAAUGCACAUCCAAAGCUUGUAGACUUGAUGCAGAGAUGUUGGGUAGCCACUCCUGACAAGCGGCCAUCCUUCUCUGAGAUAACAGCUCAGCUUGAGACACUUUUUGAAGAGGUUAAGGUAGAAUUUGCACAGUUAAAUCGUCCUCUUUUGAUGUUAAGGUAGGAAGAAGAGGUGGCAGCUCACACAGUGGAGAGUAGCAAGAGCCGCAGAAGGUAGAGUCAAAGAUUCUUAUGCGAUCAGAUUCGAUGAUGGAGAAAGAGUAGGAGGAGAAGCAUUAUGCUCCUCCUUGAAGCUGAGGAUGGGCAGUAUGGGCUGUUACAUGCUACAAUCAUUGUCUCUCAACCUUGGGCUUUCAUUGCGAAAUAAGUCUCAUGGUUGGCCACUUAAAGAGUACAGUAGAUUUCUAAAUAAAGGAUGAUGAGAUGGAAAUAGACUAGACAAGGUCUCGCGUGUUCCAUACAGCAAUACUUGUCAUUAACAAAGUAGAUCAAAAGAGUUUCAAGAUUUAUGUAUGUGUAUGUUCACAAAACUCAGAGCUGAGAAAUCGUUAAUUUUAAAAAGGUCGUGGUUGGCAAA